AUGGAUAGAAAGAAGUUAUUAUUUGAAAGCAAUUUGAAAAAUAAUUGUUAAGAUCUCAUUGUUGGGAUAAGGGAAACUAAAGCUAAAGUCAAUGAAAUUCGUUCUAGAUGUGAUUCAAUAAAAAGAGGAAGUUCAAAGUAUUUGAUAUCAUCAUGAUUAGAUAACCAUAUGAAGCAAACAAUAAGUCCUAUGAAAUUUCGACUAAAACAAGUGGAAGUUUUAUUAUUACAAGAGACAAUGAUGUGUCUCAUCUAAAAAAGAAAAUUGAUGAUUUACAAUUUAGAAUUGAUUCAUAAGAUGCAAAACUUAAGGCAAGAGAGAAAGAAAUUAUAUAUUAGCAAUCUCAAAUAAAAUAAUUCGUUUUAGAAAUUAAUGAGAUCUAAAUAAUAGAAGAUAAUUAUAAAGAAGAAAUAUCAGUUUUGAAUAAAGAAUUAUCAUAAUGGAAAGAAAAAUACUUUGCAAAUCUCAAGGAAUAUCAAUUUAGAUAAGCUCAAUUAUCUCGAUAGUCUUAAUAAGAACAGAGUAUAAUGAGAAAGAAGUAUGAAGAAAUAAUAUAAUAAUAAUAAAAAGAAAUAGAAUCUAUUGAAAUUAGAUUUGAUAAUGAGAGAGAAAAUUUAUAUAAAGCACUUGAUUUAUAAAAUAUGACUAUUUAGAAAAACAAUGAACUAAAUGUAAAAAAUAAAUACUAUAUAAGGAAUUAAUGAACAAAUUAGAAGAAAGGGAAACUGAAACAAAACAAUUAAAAGAAAAAAUUUAACUAUUGGAAUCUAAUAAGGAUGAAUUAAAAUUACAUCUACAACAAUCGUCUUCUAAACUGAAUGAAUAAAUCAAUAAAAAUGCUUAUGUAUAUAUUUAUAUUUACUAAAUUAGAUAGAAUAAUAAAAGAUUCAAGAAAUUUAAAAUCUGCAACUACAAAUAUAAGCAAAAGAAAAACAAAUCAAUAAUUUGUAGAAUUAAAUUGUAGAAUCUAGAAAUAAGACUAGUUAAUAAGAUAAAGAAAAAUUACUACAAUUAGAAAAUCUUAAUAAUUAACUUGUUUAAGAGAAAAGCUUACUUGAUGAUGAGGUAGCCAAAUUAAAAUAAUUAGCGAAAGAUUCUUAAAAAAUCCCUUCAUUAGAAAAGGAAAAUGAAAAUCUAUAGAUGAUUAUAUAAUAAUAGAAACAGCAGAUGCAUGAUUAAAAAUAAUAAAUUAAGAUAUUUUCUGAAGAAAUUAAUUCAUUAAAAGUGUAAAAUUAGAAUAAACUUAACACAACAUAACUUGAAUAAGAUAUAAAAUAUUAUGCAAGAUUAUUAAGUGAAUUGUAGGAAGAAAAUGCAAAAUUUUAGAAUUAGGAAGAAGAACUUACUGAAGAACUUAUAAUUUUGAAGAAAAAUAAUUAAGAAUUAUAAUAAUAAUAAGAAGAACUAUUCAAAAAUCUUGAAAACAAGAACUAAAUAAUAAAACAAUUAGAAGAAGAAAUCGAUUAAUUAAGAUAAAAUAAAUAAAUAUUUUAAAAUUAAAAUUACUAACUAAAUAAAUUAGAAUUAAGUAACUAAGAACUAACCAAAUAAAUAGAAAAACUACAUUUGAUUAAUAAAGAAAAGGAUGCGGAAAUACUUUACUAAUAGGAAUUAUUAUUAAAAUAGAAUUAAGAUUCAAAAAAUUUUGAUUAAAUAAUAACAUAGUAAAAAACAGAAAAUAAAGAGUAUUAAAUACAAAAUAAUUAAUUAAAAAAUGAAUUAUCAAAUUUAUAAACAUAAAAUUAAGAGAUUGUGGAAGAACUGCAAAAAUCUUAGGAUGAGGUUGAAUAAUUGACUAAGAUACAUGAAGAGAAUUUAAUUAAAAUUAAUGCUUUAGAAAAAGAAAAAUAUUAAAUAAAAAGCAACUUUGAGCAUCAUUUAAAAGAAAUUUAAAAGAAAGAUGCUGAAAAGCUAUCUAACUUUACUCAAUUAGAAAAUGAAAAUGCAAAACUCUAUUAAUAGAGAAAUAAAUUAUAAGAAAGAAUAGGAGAACUAGAAGAAUCAGCCAAUGAGUAAUUAAUUGAAAUAAAAAAUAUAAAAGAUUAAAAUGAAGAAUUAAUUAGUCAUUUGAAAAUAUCAUAAUAAAAAUUAGAUAGUUUAAAUACUCACUUCAAAAAUUUUAAUGAUUAAGUAUAAAAUCUAAAUUUCAAAUGUUAAGAGUAUUAAAAUAAUAUAAAUGAAUAAGGUAAAUUAAUCGCUUUGUUAUAAUCAUAAAAUGAAAUUUUAGAGUAUAAAAAUUAAUAACUAAAUAAAGAUAUUGAAUCUGUAAAAAUCAAUAGUAAAUAACUUAAUGAUUUUUAUUCGUCUAAAAUUUAAGAAUAAUUAGAAAGAAUCUAAGAAUUAGAAUAGAUUUUGGAAUCAUAAGAAGAAGGCUUUGAUUAACAAGGAUUAAUUAUUGAAAAUGAUUUGUUAAAGUAAAAAAAUUUGGAUUUAGAAAAUUAACUCAAUUCAUAAAUUAAUGAAGAUGCUGAUGAAAUAGACAAAUUAGAAUAAGAAAUUUUUCAUUAGAAACAAAAUAACGAGUAAUUAAAAAUUAUGAUGGAAGAAAUGUUAAUUAUAAAAGAUGAUUAUGCAAAAAGAGCUUAAGAAAAAGAUGAAGAAAUAAAUAAAUUGAAAUAAGUGUCAUUUGAAUUGAAAGAAUAAUUAGAUGAAUCCAAAAAAUAGAUAGAAGAUCUAUAUAAUUAUUAAAAGGAGUUGACUAUUGAUUUAAGAGAUAAAUAAAAAAUUAUUUAAAGUUUAGAAUUAACAAUAAAUAAUGAUUAAAUUAACAUUCAAGAAUAGUAAAUACCAUAGAACGAAUAAAUAAUGUAUGAUAGUUAUUAGCUUAAAUUUUAAAUAAAAUUAUUGAAAGAAGAAAUAGAAGAUUAAAAAUUAAAAAUACAAUAAUUAGAAUAAAAAAAUAUAAAUUAUGAAGCACAUCAAUAAAAAGAAAAAUAUGAGAACUAAAUUUAAAAAAUUUAAUUAAUAUCUCAGAAAGAAACUGAUAAUUCAAUCAAAGCACCAUUUAAUGAAAUAUAUAGUGGAAAUUUAAGUAAAAGUGCACAUCGAUAGGUUGAUGAAGUUGAAAAUCAUUAAGAAGAAGAAUAUUCAUAAUCAUUUGAAGAUUUUUAAGAAGAUCUUAAUGAUAACAGCGGAGAUGAAUAAGAAAAAGCGCAAGAGACUUAAAUAAAUAGAAUUUUAAAAAAAGAGGUCGACCAAAAAGAGGAGGAUAAUCAACACAAAAACUAAGAAAUUCUUGAAUUAUAAAAUACAUAAAAAGAAGACGAAAACUAGGAUUUAAAAUAAAAUAAAUAAUAAAAUUAAACAAAUGAUUUACUUGAACUUUAAGAACCAGAAAUUAAAAUAGUUUAAAUAGUUGAACAACCAUAAAUUGAAUUAGAUAAUUAAUAAGAUAAUGAAGAAAUAUUUGAAUUAAGAAAUGAAUAACAAGAAGACGAAAACUAGGAUUAAAAAUAAAAUAAUUAAUAAAAUGAAACAGAUAAUUUACUUGAACUUUAAGAACCAGAAAUUAAAAUAGUUUAAAUAGUUGAACAACCAUAAAUUGAAUUAGAUAAUUAAUAAGAUAAUGAAGAAAUAUUUGAAUUAAGAAAUGAAUAACAAGAAGACGAAAACUAGGAUUAAAAAUAAAAUAAUUAAUAAAAUGAAACAGAUAAUUUACUUGAACUUUAAGAACCAGAAAUUAAAAUAGUUUAAAUAGUUGAACAACCAUAAAUUGAAUUAGAUAAUUAAUAAGAUAAUGAAGAAAUAUUUGAAUUAAGAAAUGAAUAACAAGAAGACGAAAACUAGGAUUAAAAAUAAAAUAAUUAAUAAAAUGAAACAGAUAAUUUACUUGAACUUUAAGAACCAGAAAUUAAAAUAGUUUAAAUAGUUGAACAACCAUAAAUUGAAUUAGAUAAUUAAUAAGAUAAUGAAGAAAUAUUUGAAUUAAGAAAUGAAUAACAAGAAGACGAAAACUAGGAUUAAAAAUAAAAUAAUUAAUAAAAUGAAACAGAUAAUUUACUUGAACUUUAAGAACCAGAAAUUAAAAUAGUUUAAAUAGUUGAACAACCAUAAAUUGAAUUAGAUAAUUAAUAAGAUAAUGAAGAAAUAUUUGAAUUAAGAAAUGAAUAACAAGAAGACGAAAACUAGGAUUAAAAAUAAAAUAAUUAAUAAAAUGAAACAGAUAAUUUACUUGAACUUUAAGAACCAGAAAUUAAAAUAGUUUAAAUAGUUGAACAACCAUAAAUUGAAUUAGAUAAUUAAUAAGAUAAUGAAGAAAUAUUUGAAUUAAGAAAUGAAUAACAAGAAGACGAAAACUAGGAUUAAAAAUAAAAUAAUUAAUAAAAUGAAACAGAUAAUUUACUUGAACUUUAAGAACCAGAAAUUAAAAUAGUUUAAAUAGUUGAACAACCAUAAAUUGAAUUAGAUAAUUAAUAAGAUAAUGAAGAAAUAUUUGAAUUAAGAAAUGAAUAACAAGAAGACGAAAACUAGGAUUAAAAAUAAAAUAAUUAAUAAAAUGAAACAGAUAAUUUACUGGAACUUUAAGAACCAGAAAUUAAAAUAGUUUAAAUAGUUGAACAACCAUAAAUUGAAUUGGAUAAUUAAUAAGAUAAUGAAGAAAUGUUUGAAUUAAGAAAUGAAUAACAAGAAGACGAAAACUAAGAUUUAAUAUAAAAUAAAUAAUAAAAUUAAACAGAUGAUUUACUGGAACUUUAAGAACCAGAAAUUAAAAUAGUUUAAAUAGUUGAACAACCAUAAAUUGAAUUAGAUAAUUAAUAAGAUUAUGAAGAAAUAUUUGAAUUUGGAACUGUAGCAGACGAAGAUAAAAUAAUUAAUAAUCCUUAAAAAAAUACAAAAAACAAUAAUACUUUGUAAAUUGAAAAUCUCAACUUAAAAUAAAAUAGUUUGAAAGACUUAUUUUAAAAUGAUCCUUAGAAUUUAUUCGAUCUUUCAUAGCCUUAAGUAAAUAUAAUUUAAGUUGACAACAUGAAUAAACAUACUUUUGAAUAACAAGAAUUUUAAGUACCAAUUUAGUAAAUAGAAGAAGAAGUUUUAAUAGAACUUCAUUAAAAGCCCCAAGAAUUUGAAGGGUAAUUUUUAGAAGUUGAUGAAUAGAAUAAUUCAUAUAUUGAAUGA
Molecule: messenger RNA, 5115 nt
Organism: Paramecium sonneborni
Lineage: Eukaryota; Ciliophora; Oligohymenophorea; Peniculida; Parameciidae
Source: the annotation of a GenBank genome assembly